Pomacea canaliculata is the source of this 3086-nucleotide messenger RNA. RefSeq names its product choline transporter-like protein 1. The record is from RefSeq and is a predicted model, not a curated record. The coding region runs from base 745 to 2676 and encodes 643 amino acids. Gene Ontology annotation, molecular function: transmembrane transporter activity. Gene Ontology annotation, cellular component: membrane. The transcript is spliced from 20 exons. Lineage: Eukaryota; Metazoa; Mollusca; Gastropoda; Architaenioglossa; Ampullariidae. Gene Ontology annotation, biological process: transmembrane transport.
ACUCGGAGCUCUUACUGUGAGCGUCGGAAGAAUCGGUAUAAAUUAUUUAUCGUUAUUUUCAUCAUGUUCUUGGUCUUCUGGCGAAUUUACCGGAGUUUCUCACUCUGUCGGAUUUGUUACUAACUCCACGCCAGCCUCCUAAAUCGCUCAGCGCGUCGAAAGACAGAAUAGUUUAGGCAUCCAACGACUUUCUGAAUGUCACCUCCACUAGGAAAAAAAAAAAAGAAAGUAAAUGAGCAAUCAUCGAGUCAUCAUCUACAAGGGUGAAAAAAAGAUUCCAUGACAGUUUAUUUACGGGUUCAAGGCAGCUGUAAACUGUGGCUUGUGAAACUCCUUUGUGCUCGCCGCCGCCGCCGCAUCUUGGUCACGUGCCUGUCACACGACAGAUGUCGGAUUCGUUUUCCUCCUCCCCCACGUCGAUGAGGUCUGCACAUCAGUCCUCGCACACAGCAACGCGAAGACACGGCGACGACACCGCAGGGCGGCUGGCUGGGUCACGUGACGACACGAUCUAUACAGCGCUUGCGUUUGUUCCGGUGGACCGUGACAACAUUCGAACACCGUGACUGAGAGGAGGAGAGGCCGUGACACACCUGUGCUGUCGUCCAGUGGAACUCCGAGUGACCUUUGACAUCUAUAUGUGAAGGAGAGAAAUCUCUCAUGAAUUAUUUUCUUUUUAACGGGUGGGAAGAUUUUGCUGAAGGAAUGGCCGCCCGCGCGUCACCCAACUGACUGACAGACGCCAUGCGCGAUCUGGUGGCCGUGGAUGUAGCCAUCCAGUCGUUGUCGCCUGCAUCACUCAUCGCUGUCACCUGCAAUCCUGGUCAGGGUGAACACACAACUGGCGACACGUUCGACGGGCCGACAAAGAACCGAGAAUGUCGCGACGUCCUGGCACUUGUCCUGUUCCUGGCCUUCCUUGGCGGACUGGGUUACGUGUUUUGGUAUGCAGUGGACAAGGGCAACCCUUGUCUCCUCAUCUACGCCACAGACAGCUACGGCAACGUCUGCAACCAGAAGAACAAAGCGAUUCCUGGAGCCUCUGAGUCUGGUCGUGAUACUACGGACCGUCCGAAGCUGUUCUACUUCGACAAGAACUAUCUGAAAACUGUGAUGGACUCGACAGGCACAACUAAGGUGGAGUCUGUGAUGGUGUGUGUGCGCAUGUGUCCCAACGAGACCCUCAGCGACCUGUCGGCCAUCAAGAACUUCUACAACUCUUACGGCGUCAGCAUCUGCAACUACAAUGCAGCGGAGAGCAGCUUCGUGGCCGACGGGACGGUCUGUCCGAAGACACCUGUGGAAAAACACACAGAGCUUCUAAACCGUUGCAUCCCAGAGAGCCUCAGUUCCGCCAUUCAGGGAGUUAAUGACGCCCUAAAGGGAAUUCUGAACAUCUUUGGCAAAAAUUUUGGUGAAAACUGCGCGGAAGACCUGCGGGGUACCUGGCGAGACGUUAUCUACCUGAGCCUGACAGGGCUAGGGGCGUCCAUCGUCAUGCUGGUCCUGCUUCAUUUCCUGGCGGCCGUCUUGGUGUGGACCGUGGUGCUUCUCGUGGCGCUGGGCUCGGUGGCUGGAGCCGCCUUUUGCUGGUAUACCUAUUCCACCGACAAAACUGAGACUUGGCUAGGGAUAUCCAUCGCCGCCACCAUCAUAGCCGUCAUCAUUCUCCUUAUCCUGCUAGUGAUGAGAAAACGGAUUAAACUGGUGGUACAGUUGUUCAAAGAAGCGGACAAAGCCGUGACGAAGAUGCCGUGUCUACUGCUACAACCCUUUAUGACGCUGCUUAUUCUGGGUGGAUCGCUGGCAGGCUUUUGCUACAUCUUUCUGUUCUUCGUGACAGCAAGAAAUCCGGUGGUUGAUGACAAAACAGGUUUUGUGAGCUUUGAGCAGGAUUCCAAUAUUAAGGGAUUGUUCGUCUACUACCUGCUGGGGCUCCUCUGGGUCACGCAGUUCAUAGUCGACUGUGAACGCUUGACCGUCUCAAGUGCUGUAGCUCUUUGGUAUUUCACCAGAGAUAAAUCUUCCCUGGCGUCUCCGAUCAGUACUUCUUUCUACCGACUUAUCAGGUUUCAUCUGGGCUCCGUCGCCUUCGGUUCCUUGAUCAUCGCCAUUGUCAUCCUCAUUCGAUGGAUCCUUUCAUACAUCAACGGGAGGCUCAAGGGGAGCAGCAGCUUACCGGCCAAGUUCCUUUUGAAGUGCAUGAUAUGCUGCCUGUGGUGUUUCGAGAACGUGCUCAAGUUCCUCAGCUCCAACGCCUACAUCGAGAUAGCGAUCUAUGGCUACGGCUUCUGCAAGGCUGCGCGCAAAGCCUUCAUGGUCAUCGCCUCCAAUGCUCUGCGCGUUGCCGCCAUCAACAGCGUGGGCGACUUCGUCCUCUUCCUCGCCAAAGUGGGCAUCGUCACGGUGGUCGUCGUCGUCGGCAUCGAGCUCUUCAGGGGUCGUGAUGAGGUGCACUACGUCUGGCUCCCCAUCACGCUGGCUAGCAUCGUCGCCUAUAUCAUCGCCAGCUGCUUUCUAGGAGUCUAUGAGAUGAUCAUCGAUGCUGUCUUCAUCUGCUUCGUCGAGGAUUGUGAGAUGAACGAUGGCGUUUCUAAGCCUUACUUCAUGAGCAUGGGGCUGAUGAAGUUUCUGGAGAACAGCUCCGCAGAAAAUAUACAACGGGAGAUGUGGUGAAAAAAAACAAAACAAAAACAAAGUUCUGAACAUUACCUUUCCUACCUGCUGUUGUGGUUCGUCUGUUUCUGUCAUUCAUUUCCACGUGCCUUUCAAGGAAGAGAUAAAGCAAGCCAACGGAAAGUGUAAGGCAUUCCAGAAGGUUCUCGCGGCUUUCGUGAUCUCUAGGACCGAUGUGUGAUAUGUAACUGUGUGUUGCACAAUCUCUCCAUCUCCUUUUCUCAAUGACACGAUCUCACCCGGGGCUUGUUGUGGCAGUGACAUGACGUGAGUGCUACUCGUUUGUUCCACCUUUCCGUCCAGGUGCUGUCGGUGGCAGCAUCAACCAUGUCUGUGAUCUAUUAAACAUUUUAGACAUCAUGAUCUGACGUUUUGAGAUGAGGUUUAAUAAAGCUAAUUUUUUUAUAUAA